CCCGCGGGCUGGCUGGUGCGCUCGCUCGGCUCGGCGCGGGCCGCCGCCAUGAACUUCUCCGAGACAUUCAAGCUCUCGGGGCUGCUCUGCAAGUUCUCUCCGAAUGGAAAGUACCUGGCUUCCUGCGUCCAGUACCGCCUGGUGGUGCGGGAUGUGCGGUCCCUGCAGGUGCUGCAACUCUUCACGUGUGUUGACCGCAUCCAGCAUGUUGAGUGGUCGGCAGACUCCAGCUUCAUCCUGUGUGCCAUGUACAGGAGGGGUCUGGUGCAGGUGUGGUCUCUGGAGCAGCCCGAGUGGCACUGCAGGAUUGACGAAGGCUCUGCAGGGCUGGUGGCCUCCUGCUGGAGCCCCGAUGGGCGGCACAUUCUCAACACCACCGAGUUCCAUCUGCGCAUCACCGUCUGGUCAUUAUGCACCAAGUCCGUGUCGUAUAUCAAGUACCCGAAGGCAUGUCAGCAAGGAAUCGCCUUCACGCAGGAUGGCCGCCACAUGGCUGUGGCUGAACGGCGUGACUGCAAGGACUACGUGAGCAUCUUCGUGUGCGGGGACUGGCAGCUGCUGCGGCACUUCGACACGGACACUCAGGACUUGGCCGGGCUCGCGUGGGCCCCCAACGGCUGUGUGCUGGCCGCCUGGGACAGCUGCUUGGAGUACAAGAUCCUGCUUUACUCCCUGGACGGCCGCCUGCUGGGUUCCUUCUGUGCCUACGAGUGGUCACUGGGCAUUAAGUCGGUGGCCUGGAGCCCCAGCAGCCAGUUCCUGGCGAUCGGCAGCUAUGACGGAAAGGUACGCAUCCUGAACCACGUGACCUGGAAGAUGCUCACAGAGUUCGAGCAUCCGGCCACCAUCAACAACCCCAAAAUUGUCGUUUACAAGGAAGCCGAGAAGAGCCCAAGGCUGCUGCUGGGCACCCGGCCCUUCCCCCCGUCCAGAGGCGCAGUUACCUCUGUAGAGAGCAAAUACGAGAUCGCCUCGGUGCCCAUCUCCCUACAGACCCUCAAGCCUGCGGCUGACCGAGCGAACCCCAAGAUCGGGGUGGGCCUGCUGGCUUUCAGUGCCGACAACUACUUCCUGGCCACCAGGAAUGACAACAUGCCCCACGCUGUGUGGGUCUGGGACGUGCAAAAGCUGCGGCUCCUGGCAGUGCUGGAGCAGUUGGCCCCGGUGCGCACCUUCCAGUGGGACCCACAGCGGCCACGCCUCGCCGUCUGCACAGGCGGCCCCAGGGUCUACCUGUGGUCGCCCGCUGGCUGUGUUUCAGUACAGGUGCCCGGCGAAGCUGACAUCCAGGUGCUGGCUCUAACCUGGCACCGCUCUGGGGACUCCCUGGCCCUGCUCAGCAAAGACCAUUUCUGCCUGUGUUUCCUGGAGCCGCAGUGUGUGGGCACCAUAGGCCAGCUGGGAAAAGCCACGUAGGCCGAGCAGGCCUCUGCCCAAGGCCGAGCACUGCUGUAAAUAUGUACAUUCGGGGCGUUUUUAUUUAAAAUAAAUGUUUGCAGGUUUUCUG
Suncus etruscus (white-toothed pygmy shrew) is the source of this 1507-nucleotide messenger RNA. RefSeq names its product WD repeat containing, antisense to TP73 (gene WRAP73). Gene Ontology annotation, biological process: mitotic sister chromatid segregation; protein localization to mitotic spindle pole body; microtubule anchoring at mitotic spindle pole body. The record is from RefSeq and is a predicted model, not a curated record. Gene Ontology annotation, molecular function: protein binding. The coding region runs from base 49 to 1416 and encodes 455 amino acids. The transcript is spliced from 12 exons. Lineage: Eukaryota; Metazoa; Chordata; Mammalia; Eulipotyphla; Soricidae. Gene Ontology annotation, cellular component: MWP complex; mitotic spindle; microtubule organizing center.